This is a messenger RNA of Lytechinus pictus (painted urchin), 6219 nucleotides long. RefSeq lists its product as uncharacterized. The record is from RefSeq and is a predicted model, not a curated record. Gene Ontology annotation, cellular component: plasma membrane. The transcript is spliced from 12 exons. NCBI's taxonomy places the organism in Eukaryota, Metazoa, Echinodermata, Echinoidea, Temnopleuroida, Toxopneustidae. The coding region runs from base 17 to 2926 and encodes 969 amino acids.
GUUUCGUAUCGGAAGCAUGGCGGACAAAGUAGGAAUGAUAUUGUGUUUAUUUAUUGUAAUCUGCUGGAUUCCAACAAGCCCAACAGCAUCCGAGGCAGUUCCAGAUGGCUUGGUUUACACAGAAGUCAAGAAGACACUGGUCCAAGGGUUUCAGGGUGUCCUGACAUGUCGCUUCUAUCGGGAUCCUAUCGCAGUCUAUUGGAAAAAGGGCCCCGAUCCAGACAAUCGAGACCUGAUGGUGGUUUGGCAUAACGGCAAAGUGUCGGGACCAAGGUUCGAGGAUGGAUCAUAUGACAUCGACGAUGGUUAUUCGCUGAUUAUCAAGAAUGUAUCAGCAGAAGAUACCGGUCGAAUGUACUGCAUAGUUUCCAACUACAACGGCAUUUUGAUUGAAAACUACACUGAUAUAGCAGUUACAGACACCCCAGUUACAACGAUUCAAAAUGCCAUCCUGCAGAUGCGUGAAGCUACAUUUGGUAUCUUGCAGUGUAUAGUUCACAUCAAGGCCGAGAGAGUCUCUUGGAAAAGGGUAACUACUUCAUCAGCAAAUGACAGCCUGGUUGUCAUUGCAAAUAGCAAAGACGAUGCUGAGGUAAAUGGAACUAAUUACGACCUGAAUACCUACAAUAUGACCCAAGAUAAUUCGCUCGUCAUCAGGGAUGUACAGGUCCACCAUGGAGGUCUUUAUGUCUGUGAGGCAACCGACUUUGACACAGGGAUAUCUUUCAGGAAUGAGACAUUUCUCAGCGUGGUUGCUCAACCACUUGCACCAUUUCCAACUAUCCAAGGAUGUGUUUACACUGGCAAGUACGGUUCAACGAAUGAAUAUUGCACUCUCGUUGCUAAAUCAGAGAUGACUCUGACAUGUGAAGCUAACGGAUACUACCCGGCUCUACAUCUCUAUUUCCUAUAUGGAUCAAGACAAGUAGAACCAUUGGAAACUAGAGAAAUUGAUAACACUGAUGGGACCAGAAACAAAACGGUCACAAUCGCUGCAGUUGGAAGCAAAGAACUGUACACAUGCGCAGCAUCUAUUAUACCUGGGGGUUCUGAGGAUGAAUCCACAACUGUCCUACUGCAUGAUGAACGAAAAUCCAAACCAACUGCUGUGAUCAUAACAAUGAUCUUGCUCGCCUUCUUGACAUUCUGUGCAAUUUGUUUUUUCAUCUGGAGAAAGAGAACAAAACGCACAAGUACUCGCUAUUCAUCCGUGUCACAAGAAAUGAAAAGUGUGAAGGACUUGACGGACGAAGAAUUACAAAUACUUGAUCAACGUGUGGGCGAGGUAAUGUUGAAACACUACGAGAGGAUUUAUGGUGCCGUCGAAAUAAAGACCUUCGAAGAUGAUAAGAUAAUCAGAGAAAUUACAUCUUCUCUCUUCGAUAGUGACAUAAUGUUGUCUUAUUGGCAACAAAGAAAAACAUCUACAUUGAGCCAGUACGGAAUGGUGGUAAGACAAGGACUGACUGCAGGAAAUAUGUCAGGUCACGCUUGGCCUUCAGACGAGGAACUCAGAUCAAUCUCUCGCCAUCUUAAUGAAGAAUCACUGAAGAAAAUCGGCAAAAAACUACAACUGGAAAUUGACAGCAAACCUGAUGAUGUUAAGGACGACAAUAAAAUUGUUGAAUGUUUACUAAAAUGGAGAAACAAAAUUGCCCAUAAAACUUUCGUGGAAAAGCAUGAACAACUCUCUUCGGCCUUUGGAUCUGUUAAACUAAAAGGUUUGAUUCCAGUUUUAAGGGGGAAUUUCAUGUACAAAGCUGAGCUCGUGGAGACGGCUUUUCAGUUGGUUAUUCAGGAUCUUCUACCAGUCGCUGAGGCUCUAGAGAUCCCUUUUACUAGACUGGUAUCAUAUAGGCCAGCAUUCCAUCCAUCAAACCUUGAGAUAGGGACCAUCGACUUACUUUCAAAACUUAUGUUUAGAAUCAAAGAAGACACAUCUAAUAAAGAACAAGACAGUCUUAAGAUGCAUGGGGACAGGCGAGAUAUAUUCUGCAAGAAGCUUGGUGACUUCCAAUAUCGCAACGUCGCUACUCUUGGAAUGUGUGUGUACGAGAUGAGCUAUGGUGAACUAUUUCGGAUCGCAAAUGCAUUGGAACGAUCCACUGAAGACGAGAGUGAUCGUGUUAAAGCAUGUUCAGGAGGCGAUUUUCAGAGGAAUAAGGUAACACCUGCACCAGGAAAUGACCAGGGUGAGGAAAUUGGUUCUGCAAAUCAUGGCACGCUUUUAACGCCAUCUCAGCUUGAAAACGUUGAAGACAUCCAAACUGAACAGAUUGUCAUAACUGGUAGUUUAUCAGGAAUACCGAAUAAGGAGCCAAUAAUGAACAAAUCAAGGGAUUCUCUGUCAGAAGAAUCGAUUACUCUUCAACGUAUUCUAAAGGUAACAGUUGAAGACAUGGUGGAUAUUGAAAGCUCAAGUAGGCCUACUACUCUCUCUUUGUUGAAGAUAUGGAAAGAGAAGCCACGUGAAGUUGUCUUCAACUAUCGUGCAGCUUUAGCUUAUGAACUACUACAAAAUAAGAUGUCUAGACUCGCAGAUCAAGUACUUGCAGGCGAAUACAUCAAGGAAGAGACGAGCCAUGAAUUCAUUCUAAACAUAGUUGAGAGUCUGACCCGAGAUCAACUGAUGAUCCUUGGGAACCUACUCAAGCUCAGUAAAGGGAACUGGCAUAAGGAGACACCAUUGGAUGAUAUCACAAAACAGAUCUGUGACUGGGUGGCAGACUGGACAAAGAAGAUGAAAGGAAACUCCAAAUCAGUCUUCAAGUGUUUAAAGAAAUUACAAGACGAUGUUAUCGAUAUAACACGUUUUACCACGGUGUCCAAGAAACAUAGAGAUCUGAAUGAUAGACUUUUAGACAGUGGUUUUCUCGCACUAGCCCGUGAGGUUAUGAUCAUAGAGCAACAACUUGCUUGGAUGUGAAUACAAAGAGACGAUUAUUUUGUUAUCACUUAUAUUAUCGUACAAGGAUUGUUGUGUUAACAUAAUUUCGAAUUAAUUUUAUGAAAGCCCUCUGCCUAAUAAGAAGGCUGUUAAACAUAAUAGGAAGUUUCAUAAUUUGAUAUCUUAGAGAAAAGAAAUUGAUCCCUAAGAUCUCAAAAUACCUAAGACUUUCAUCAAAAGUUGCAGCAUCCGUCCUGAUCGGAAAUUCUUUAUUAGAGUAAAUCAUAACUUACCAAGCUUCAACGUGUUCAAAAUAAUGCUGCUGCGGUUCGCUAUGGAACAUUUCGUUUCUCCCAUAUCACCCCAGCUAAGAAAACAUCUUGCUAUCGGUAUCCAAAAUAAUAGGUAUCAGCAUAAUUAUUACAUGGAAAACAGUGCAUGGUCAUUCUCCCGUACACAUGAUGCAAUAUCUAUCUUAGAACACGCUCCCAAUCUCUGAUCCUCCAAUGAUAAACAACUGGAGAAAAAAGGGUUUUGCUUUUUCAUCUCAAUUUUUUCUGGAAUGAUCUCCAACUGAGGAUCCGAUCAGCUGAAUUGCUUUAAAAAAAUGUUUGAAAUCCUAUUUGUUUUUUAUCUAUUUUUUUGUACAUGAAUAAUGAUCGAUAAUAAUAUUGUAUAUAUAAAGUCAUGCACCCACGAAUUUGUACAUAAUAGACAUCAUAAAUUAUCGAUUUUCUGUAUUUGUAAUUCCUCACUCCUUUAACUUCUUUAUCAUUCCGCGCCUCUGUAUAUUAGAUACAUGCACAUUGUAAAUGUUCUAUUAAUCAUUUUUUAAUCAUUAUUUCAAUGCUGUUAUUAGUCGGCGAACAGGGGAAAAGAUCAAGUUCAGCUUGUGAGUUUUAUUUUCACGUUUGCAUGUAAUGUCAGCGGACAUUUUGACAGUAAAUAAUGUCCUUAUUCUUCUCAUAUGACUAUCUUUGAUGAUUUCACCACUUUAAGUAUACGAUGAUGAGCUUUCGAUCAUGGUGAUUUUGCCAUUACGCAAAAUGCCGUGAUAGCAUAGCUAUGCAGGGAAUUAUAAACAAGCUUUCCGUGAUAGUUAUUAUGGUGACUAGUUACCAUUCUAACCUUAUGGUUUUACAAUAGAGGCCCUUUGUUAAUAUUGAGUCUGAAAUAUUAUAAUGUUAUCUGUAAGUUUUUUUUUGAAAGAUACAAUCUUUUAUAAUGCAACUAUAGUGAAACAAUGAAUAGUAUACAGUAUAUUUGUCAAACAUGUUAUGUGGAAAACAUGUGAAAAAUGUAUGUAAAAUAAUUUGAUUUGUUAUUGUUUUUGUUCACAUUAUGAAAUAAAGGUUAUUUUGUAUUCUCUGGAAUAAAAAAGGAAGGAAAGAAAAUACAUAUUUUUUGUAAAAAAGAAGAAACUUAAUUUAGGCCUAUGAAAAUACUGUGCCAAAUGUCAUGAACAUGGCUCGAGAUUCAUAUCCAUGAUCGUAGCUUCAGGAGAUACUUGUCAAAUAGAGCUUAAAGCCGAUAGAUUAAAGCCAGCUUAUCCACUUGGUAUAGUUGCUAGCUUACCCUUCGAUCCCUAUGGGAAGGGCUCUCGGUUGUUUCAUUAAAGUCGCCACUGUAGGUGCAGACGCAACUUCAUCUGGAAGUUUGUUUCACUGAUGGACUACUCUGUUGCUAAAAAAAGUGACCCGUUUUGUUCUUGGACGUCUUUGGUAGAAUUGUCUGGAACGAACCCGAUGAGCUUUGUUAGGUUGAGAGAAGAAAAUUUGGGCUGAAUUUCCAUAAUAGGUCUACCCAUUUAGAUAUUAGUAAGUAUUAAUAAGAUGUGCCUCCAGUGCAUAGAUCCGUACCCAGCAUGCAGCAUUCUCAUCAUGUAUUAUGAAAUAGGCUAAUUAGAGAGAUGAAUAAUAUCCCUGUGAGAUAUUCACCUAACUGAGGUCUGGUUUCUAAGACUAUACUUUCUCUUUUUAAUAUCUUCCACUUCUACUGCUUCUCUACUUCCAUCUCCAUGACAAAGAACUUUAUGUAUUCACUUGUAUAGUAUACAGGGUAUACGGCAUGUAAGAUGCUAAGGUUGCCCUUAGUAAAUUCAGUCUUAUAAAUGCAAUUAUUGAGUGCGCAAGUGUAUUAUUUAAGCGUGCUAUAUUCUCGUAGAGAUAUCCCUAAUAUACUAGAAACACGAAAAUUCAAGUACUGGGAAAUAUAAACAUGAUUAAUGCCACAAAUUUUUUCCUUUUUUUUCAAUAAAGAUGGAAUAGGCAUCAAAAUGCAUAAUAUUUUCGAUUGUUUGUUGAAAAUGUGUAUGUAUCAAUAUUAUUCUAAAGCAUUGUGCUUUUCUAAAAACGUUGACAGGGUAAUAGCGGUGUGCAAGAUCACCUUUUUUCGGUUCCCCUUAAGAGGCACCUACAUAAACCUUUGCUUGAAAAUUUAUUGCAUUAGAUCUUAUGUUCUUUGUAAAGCACAACCGUGUAAACUCCGCACAAAAGUGUACGGCCAGAGGAACUUCAGGUGCAUGCCUGUGGAAUCCUUUUUACUAAAUGAAUAAUGAUAGUGAAUUAUUCUUAUGCUAUAUCCCUGAUUAGAUAUUCUGCCUUUGGCUUUAUUGUAUAUGUUUUAUAUGUAGAGUGCUUAGGUUACACUUUUGACUAGCAUUUCUGCCAGAAGAAAACUCUGACUAUGCUAAAUCAAGGCCCCAGGUUAUGUCAUAAUAUGCUAGAUCCGUUUUCAGGAACACUCUCUUCACAGAGUUAUCUUACAAGCUCCCCAGAAAGUCCUCGCCAAUUUUUAGAAACAAAUAGAAAGAUAACUCUGUAUAAACCACUUUAAAACUUGUGUUUUUCAUAUCAACUCUAAAAUUAUGUUAGAUUUCGUUAAAAUCUGAUUUUUUGUGUGCAAAAUUACACCAUGAAUAAAUAUGGUAGAUGCCAUAAGGGUAAAAAUAAUAUGCUAAAAGUCUUAUUUAUUUUAUUUAUUUUUUAACGGUCGGCAAUUUUUUUGACUUUGCAAAACAAACAACAAACAAAAACAAAUCAUGAUAUUUUUUGUCCCCCUGCAAUCUAAUAUAAUUAUGGGCCAAGACUUAUAUGAGCAUAAUUGUAGUUUUCUUGGCAACACUGAUAGGCAAGGUGUAUAUAUGCAUAAACAUGAUCUACACUGAACAUGAAUUCUAUAUGACGUAUUUUAUAUGAAUUCUAUGCACAGGUCACAGGAUGUGGAUUAUUUUGUUGACUAAGUUCAAAUUCUGUGUAAAGUCAUUGCUCUUUGUAGGAUAGAAAAAGUAACUUUUGAUAUAUGUAUUUAAUAAAGUUUGUAUCGUACACUAU